GCUAAAUUGGCCUGGCCAAUACUUGUUAUCGAGGCAGGAUUCUCUCAGUCGUUGGGGGAAUUGUAUAUAACUAUGCGGCGGUGGUUUUCUAUGUCGAACCACGAGGUCAAGAUUGUUCUUCUUGCCAAGUUCAACACACCUAUGCUCCGACAAAUCAUCACCAUUACCCGAAACACUACUACCAACCCGACAUCGUACAAUGUCACUAGCGGCGCAUUAGUACUGUCAUUCCGGCUUCUCUUCCUUAGAGAUCCGGGCCCUGGGGAGGGAGACUUCGUUUUCAGCGUUCAAGAACUGGAGGAGUACGCGGAAGAUGUCUGGGCUCAAGUGUAG
This is a messenger RNA of Lasiosphaeria miniovina, 333 nucleotides long. RefSeq lists its product as uncharacterized. The transcript has 2 exons. The record is from RefSeq and is a predicted model, not a curated record. The annotation marks the transcript as partial. NCBI's taxonomy places the organism in Eukaryota, Fungi, Ascomycota, Sordariomycetes, Sordariales, Lasiosphaeriaceae.